Molecule: messenger RNA, 6522 nt
Organism: Closterium sp. NIES-65
Lineage: Eukaryota; Viridiplantae; Streptophyta; Zygnematophyceae; Desmidiales; Closteriaceae
Source: the annotation of a GenBank genome assembly
AUGGACGUGGACGUGGACGUGGACGUGGACGUGGACGUGGACGUGGACGUGGACGUGGACGUGGACGUGGACGUGGACGUGGACGUGGACGUGGACGUGGACGUGGACGUGGACGUGGACGUGGACGUGGACGUGGACGUGGACGUGGACGUGGACGUGGACGUGGACGUGGACGUGGACGUGGACGUGGACGUGGACGUGGACGUGGACGUGGACGUGGACGUGGACGUGGACAUGGACGUGGACGUGGACGUGGACGUGGACGUGGACAUGGACGUGGACGUGGACGUGGACGUGGACGUGGACGUGGACGUGGACGUGGACGUGGACGUGGACGUGGACGUGGACGUGGACGUGGACGUGGACGUGGACGUGGACGUGGACGUGGACGUGGACAUGGACGUGGACGUGGACAUGGACGUGGACAUGGACGUGGACGUGGACGUGGACGUGGACGUGGACGUGGACGUGGACGUGGACGUGGACGUGGACGUGGACGUGGACGUGGACGUGGACGUGGACGUGGACGUGGACGUGGACGUGGACGUGGACGUGGACGUGGACAUGGACGUGGACGUGGACGUGGACGUGGACGUGGACGUGGACGUGGACGUGGACGUGGACGUGGACGUGGACGUGGACGUGGACGUGGACGUGGACGUGGACAUGGACGUGGACGUGGACGUGGACGUGGACGUGGACGUGGACAUGGACGUGGACGUGGACGUGGACGUGGACGUGGACGUGGACGUGGACGUGGACGUGGACGUGGACAUGGACGUGGACGUGGACGUGGACAUGGACGUGGACGUGGACGUGGACGUGGACGUGGACGUGGACGUGGACGUGGACGUGGACAUGGACGUGGACGUGGACGUGGACGUGGACGUGGACGUGGACGUGGACGUGGACGUGGACGUGGACGUGGACGUGGACGUGGACGUGGACGUGGACGUGGACGUGGACGUGGACGUGGACGUGGACGUGGACGUGGACGUGGACGUGGACGUGGACGUGGACGUGGACGUGGACGUGGACGUGGACGUGGACGUGGACGUGGACGUGGACGUGGACGUGGACGUGGACGUGGACGUGGACGUGGACGUGGACGUGGACGUGGACGUGGACGUGGACGUGGACGUGGACGUGGACGUGGACGUGGACGUGGACGUGGACAUGGACGUGGACAUGGACGUGGACGUGGACGUGGACGUGGACGUGGACGUGGACGUGGACGUGGACGUGGACGUGGACGUGGACGUGGACGUGGACGUGGACGUGGACGUGGACGUGGACGUGGACGUGGACGUGGACGUGGACGUGGACGUGGACGUGGACGUGGACGUGGACGUGGACGUGGACGUGGACGUGGACGUGGACGUGGACGUGGACGUGGACGUGGACGUGGACGUGGACGUGGACGUGGACGUGGACGUGGACGUGGACGUGGACGUGGACGUGGACGUGGACGUGGACGUGGACGUGGACGUGGACGUGGACGUGGACGUGGACGUGGACGUGGACGUGGACGUGGACAUGGACGUGGACGUGGACGUGGACGUGGACAUGGACGUGGACGUGGACGUGGACGUGGACAUGGACGUGGACGUGGACGUGGACGUGGACGUGGACGUGGACGUGGACGUGGACGUGGACGUGGACGUGGACGUGGACGUGGACGUGGACGUGGACGUGGACGUGGACGUGGACGUGGACGUGGACGUGGACGUGGACGUGGACGUGGACGUGGACGUGGACGUGGACGUGGACGUGGACGUGGACGUGGACGUGGACGUGGACAUGGACGUGGACGUGGACGUGGACGUGGACGUGGACGUGGACGUGGACGUGGACGUGGACGUGGACAUGGACGUGGACGUGGACGUGGACGUGGACGUGGACGUGGACGUGGGUGGACGUGGACGUGGACGUGGACGUGGACGUGGACGUGGACGUGGACGUGGACGUGGACGUGGACGUGGACGUGGACGUGGACGUGGACGUGGACGUGGACGUGGACAUGGACGUGGACGUGGACGUGGACGUGGACGUGGACGUGGACGUGGACGUGGACGUGGACGUGGACGUGGACGUGGACGUGGACGUGGACGUGGACGUGGACGUGGACGUGGACAUGGACGUGGACAUGGACGUGGACGUGGACGUGGACGUGGACAUGGACGUGGACGUGGACGUGGACGUGGACGUGGACGUGGACGUGGACGUGGACGUGGACGUGGACGUGGACGUGGACGUGGACGUGGACGUGGACAUGGACGUGGACGUGGACGUGGACGUGGACGUGGACGUGGACGUGGACGUGGACGUGGACGUGGACGUGGACGUGGACGUGGACGUGGACGUGGACAUGGACGUGGACGUGGACGUGGACGUGGACGUGGACAUGGACGUGGACGUGGACGUGGACGUGGACGUGGACGUGGACGUGGACGUGGACGUGGACGUGGACGUGGACGUGGACGUGGACGUGGACGUGGACGUGGACGUGGACGUGGACGUGGACGUGGACGUGGACGUGGACGUGGACGUGGACGUGGACGUGGACGUGGACGUGGACGUGGACGUGGACGUGGACGUGGACAUGGACGUGGACGUGGACGUGGACGUGGACGUGGACGUGGACGUGGACGUGGACGUGGACGUGGACAUGGACGUGGACGUGGACGUGGACGUGGACGUGGACGUGGACGUGGACGUGGACGUGGACGUGGACGUGGACGUGGACGUGGACGUGGACGUGGACGUGGACGUGGACGUGGACGUGGACGUGGACGUGGACGUGGACGUGGACGUGGACGUGGACGUGGACGUGGACGUGGACGUGGACGUGGACGUGGACGUGGACGUGGACGUGGACGUGGACAUGGACGUGGACGUGGACGUGGACGUGGACGUGGACGUGGACGUGGACGUGGACAUGGACGUGGACGUGGACGUGGACGUGGACGUGGACGUGGACGUGGACGUGGACGUGGACGUGGACGUGGACGUGGACGUGGACGUGGACGUGGACGUGGACGUGGACGUGGACGUGGACGUGGACAUGGACGUGGACGUGGACAUGGACGUGGACGUGGACGACGUGGACGUGGACGUGGACGUGGACGUGGACAUGGACGUGGACGUGGACGUGGACGUGGACGUGGACGUGGACGUGGACGUGGACGUGGACGUGGACGUGGACGUGGACAUGGACGUGGACGUGGACGUGGACGUGGACGUGGACGUGGACGUGGACGUGGACGUGGACGUGGACGUGGACGUGGACGUGGACGUGGACAUGGACGUGGACGUGGACGUGGACGUGGACGUGGACGUGGACGUGGACGUGGACGUGGACGUGGACGUGGACGUGGACAUGGACGUGGACGUGGACGUGGACGUGGACGUGGACGUGGACGUGGACGUGGACGUGGACGUGGACGUGGACGUGGACGUGGACGUGGACGUGGACGUGGACGUGGACAUGGACGUGGACGUGGACGUGGACAUGGACGUGGACGUGGACGUGGACGUGGACGUGGACGUGGACGUGGACGUGGACGUGGACGUGGACGUGGACGUGGACGUGGACGUGGACGUGGACGUGGACGUGGACGUGGACAUGGACGUGGACGUGGACGUGGACGUGGACAUGGACGUGGACGUGGACGUGGACGUGGACGUGGACAUGGACGUGGACGUGGACGUGGACGUGGACGUGGACGUGGACGUGGACGUGGACGUGGACGUGGACGUGGACGUGGACGUGGACGUGGACGUGGACGUGGACAUGGACGUGGACGUGGACAUGGACGUGGACGUGGACGUGGACGUGGACGUGGACGUGGACGUGGACGUGGACGUGGACGUGGACGUGGACGUGGACGUGGACGUGGACGUGGACGUGGACGUGGACGUGGACGUGGACGUGGACGUGGACGUGGACGUGGACGUGGACGUGGACGUGGACGUGGACGUGGACGUGGACGUGGACGUGGACGUGGACGUGGACGUGGACGUGGACGUGGACGUGGACGUGGACGUGGACGUGGACGUGGACGUGGACGUGGACGUGGACGUGGACAUGGACGUGGACGUGGACGUGGACGUGGACGUGGACGUGGACAUGGACGUGGACGUGGACGUGGACGUGGACGUGGACGGACGUGGACGUGGACGUGGACGUGGACGUGGACGUGGACAUGGACGUGGACGUGGACGUGGACGUGGACGUGGACGUGGACGUGGACGUGGACGUGGACGUGGACGUGGACGUGGACAUGGACGUGGACGUGGACGUGGACGUGGACGUGGACGUGGACGUGGACGUGGACGUGGACGUGGACGUGGACGUGGACGUGGACGUGGACGUGGACAUGGACGUGGACGUGGACGUGGACGUGGACGUGGACGUGGACGUGGACGUGGACGUGGACGUGGACGUGGACGUGGACGUGGACGUGGACGUGGACGUGGACGUGGACGUGGACGUGGACGUGGACGUGGACGUGGACGUGGACGUGGACGUGGACGUGGACGUGGACGUGGACGUGGACGUGGACGUGGACGUGGACGUGGACGUGGACGUGGACGUGGACGUGGACGUGGACGUGGACGUGGACGUGGACGUGGACGUGGACGUGGACGUGGACGUGGACGUGGACGUGGACGUGGACGUGGACGUGGACGUGGACGUGGACGUGGACAUGGACGUGGACGUGGACGUGGACGUGGACGUGGACGUGGACGUGGACGUGGACGUGGACGUGGACGUGGACGUGGACGUGGACGUGGACUGGACGUGGACGUGGACGUGGACGUGGACGUGGACGUGGACGUGGACGUGGACGUGGACGUGGACGUGGACGUGGACGUGGACGUGGACGUGGACGUGGACGUGGACGUGACGUGGACGUGGACGUGGACGUGGACGUGGACGUGGACGUGGACGUGGACGUGGACGUGGACGUGGACGUGGACAUGGACGUGGACGUGGACAUGGACGUGGACGUGGACGUGGACGUGGACGUGGACGUGGACGUGGACGUGGACGUGGACGUGGACGUGGACGUGGACGUGGACGUGGACGUGGACGUGGACGUGGACAUGGACGUGGACGUGGACGUGGACGUGGACGUGGACGUGGACGUGGACGUGGACGUGGACGUGGACGUGGACGUGGACAUGGACGUGGACGUGGACAUGGACGUGGACGUGGACGUGGACGUGGACGUGGACGUGGACGUGGACGUGGACGUGGACGUGGACGUGGACGUGGACGUGGACGUGGACGUGGACGUGGACGUGGACGUGGACGUGGACGUGGACGUGGACGUGGACGUGGACGUGGACGUGGACGUGGACAUGGACGUGGACGUGGACGUGGACGUGGACGUGGACGUGGACGUGGACGUGGACGUGGACGUGGACGUGGUGGACGUGGACGUGGACGUGGACGUGGACGUGGACGUGGACGUGACGUGGACGUGGACGUGGACGUGGACGUGGACGUGGACGUGGACGUGGACGUGGACGUGGACGUGGACGUGGACGUGGACGUGGACGUGGACGUGGACGUGGACGUGGACGUGGACAUGGACGUGGACGUGGACGUGGACGUGGACGUGGACGUGGACGUGGACGUGGACGUGGACGUGGACGUGGACGUGGACGUGGACGUGGACGUGGACGUGGACGUGGACGUGGACGUGGACGUGGACGUGGACGUGGACGUGGACGUGGACGUGGACGUGGACGUGGACGUGGACGUGGACGUGGACGUGGACGUGGACGUGGACGUGGACGUGGACGUGGACAUGGACGUGGACGUGGACGUGGACGUGGACGUGGACGUGGACGUGGACGUGGACGUGGACGUGGACGUGGACGUGGACGUGGACGUGGACGUGGACGUGGACGUGGACGUGGACGUGGACGUGGACGUGGACGUGGACGUGGACGUGGACGUGGACGUGGACGUGGACGUGGACGUGGACGUGGACGUGGACGUGGACGUGGACGUGGACAUGGACGUGGACGUGGACGUGGACGUGGACGUGGACGUGGACGUGGACGUGGACGUGGACGUGGACGUGGACGUGGACAUGGACGUGGACGUGGACGUGGACGUGGACGUGGACGUGGACGUGGACAUGGACAUGGACGUGGACGUGGACGUGGACGUGGACGUGGACGUGGACGUGGACGUGGACGUGGACGUGGACGUGGACGUGGACGUGGACGUGGACGUGGACGUGGACGUGGACAUGGACGUGGACGUGGACGUGGACGUGGACGUGGACGUGGACGUGGACAUGGACGUGGACGUGGACGUGGACGUGGACGUGGACGUGGACGUGGACGUGGACGUGGACGUGGACGUGGACGUGGACGUGGACGUGGACAUGGACGUGGACGUGGACGACGUGGACGUGGACGUGGACGUGGACGUGGACGUGGACGUGGACGUGGACGUGGACGUGGACGUGGACAUGGACGUGGACGUGGACGUGGACGUGA